CAUUACAGUCAGACUCAGUGUGUGUUUUGUAUGCGAGAGUGCAUUGAAUGGUAUAACAGUGCUGUUGUGUGUAUGAUAUGUGUUGUUGACGACUAUCUCAGCUGUGCUUCACUAAUACAGUGCUCUCUACAGUACACAACACAACCUACUAGUGCUGACUGGCGUACACUGAAUACGCACUGACUGUGCAUUUCAUUCAACACAACACUCUUUUACAGUGCAUUACAUUACACGGCAUUCAAUACAACCUAAAAGACACCGUUUGAUUGUUUGGCUAAUUGUUUGCAAAGACCAGUGGUGUCCACCUGUCCUCUCAACAUAACGAUUGACCUCAACUCGUAGGUCCCGUUUUGCCAAUCAAUAGCAUCACUUGUGGGUUUUUCAACUAACUGAUCAUCACAAGACCUGAUCUUAUCAAAUAUGGAAAGGGAUACAAAUCAGAUGAGUCCCUCCCUAUGUCGUUCCGGAUGUGGAUUUUAUGGCAAUCCAUCAUUUGAUGGUCUGUGCUCUCAAUGCUAUAAAGAAGCGGUCAAAAGGAAACAGUCGGCGCCAAACUCACAAUUAAGCCAAUCAUCAAACGCUUCGGUGUCUCAUCCGAGCGCUGGCAGAAAUAGCCCGAUAUCUUCAAUACCUUGUGACUCUUCCUCACUUAAAGCCACUUUAGACAAUAACCUGAACACCGCCCUACCAACUGUUCCAUCUGCGAUAAUAGCUCAAGACAUUAAAUUAGAGGGUUCAGCAAAUGCAGAGAAUAGCCAAUCUUCAGCUGUGGUCAAGACAAAUGUUGACAAAGAGUUGACCAACGGAUCGCAACAAACACCUCAAACGGAUGCCAAUGGAAGCGAUCCGCCCAAGACUAACAAGAAAAAGAAGAACAGAUGCACUAAAUGUAAAAUAAAUGUCGGCGUUAUUGGUUUUCCUUGUCGGUGUGGCGGCACUUUCUGUAGUACUCACCGGUACGCCAAUGAGCACAACUGUACGUUUGACUAUAGAGAACACGGCGCUGAAGAGAUUCGUAAAAACAAUCCACAAGUGAUUGGCGAAAAAGUUACCAAAAUUUGAGGGAAUAUUUAUCUAUAGAUUAAUUAAAAACCGGUCUCUUAUUAUAGUUUAUUAUACAAUUGAAUUAUAGCUAAAUUACAUUUUGGGUAUUCAUAUCUUUUUUCUCUAUAAAUUUCUUUGUCUAUCAAAGCAAUUGUCAUUAUUUUCCAAAUCAUGAGAUUCAUAAUCGAAGUCAGAAAUCAUUUAUAAAAAAAAUCACUAAUUUUAUGUCUGCAAUCAUAACUACAGAAAAAUAUUAAUAUUAAUAGAAAAUCGACAAACAAUAAAAUGAUCGAAUGAUACCUUAAUUGAUAAUAGGUUUUCCGUUAUAAGCACUGUAUGUCAGUAUAACAAACCUGAAUGCCGUUAGUAAUGAAUCUUAUUUCGACUUAUUAUGAAAUGGCAAUUGAAUUAUUUGUAUAAUAUAUGAAUUGUCAUAAUUGUUAACAUUUUUUCUAAAUAUUUCCUUAAUUAUAAUCUGUUUAUUGUUACAAAAAAUUAGAAAUUAUAUGAAAUACUGUGUCGGAAUUGUCGAUCUAAAUCCAAAUUAACGCCAAUUUAUAAACAAAUUCUUUUAAUUACAUCUAAAUAUGUUUAAUAGUAUACAUGAGACUUGAUUGCCUCAAAUGCCAGUUAUAUGCUUUUUUAUUUUUAUUAUAUUAUCAUUAAAUUCAAUCUAAUUUUAUAUGAAUUUAUUAUUUGAUUUGUGUGUAUAAAUGCGAGUUACCGCAGGUAACCAAUUGCUUAUAAAUAUGUUUGAAAUCAUUUCAAUUGUGACUUAGUUUUUAUUGGCGACCAACUGGUUAUCAUUACCAUUAAGUCUCAUGUAUUAAAAAUGAAUAAUAGAUUAUAAAUAAUAUUAUUGAACAUUAAAAAUGAUUAAUAAUUUGAGCCAUUUUUGCAAUUUUCAUUAUACAUCUUAUGCCUCAUUUGAUAGUUUAAAAA
Molecule: messenger RNA, 1986 nt
Organism: Oppia nitens
Lineage: Eukaryota; Metazoa; Arthropoda; Arachnida; Sarcoptiformes; Oppiidae
Gene: drn
Product: AN1-type zinc finger protein 6-like
Exons: 5
Coding region: 421-1062 (213 amino acids)
Molecular function (GO): DNA binding; zinc ion binding
Source: RefSeq, a predicted model, not a curated record